Phytophthora sojae is the source of this 303-nucleotide messenger RNA. RefSeq lists its product as hypothetical. The transcript has a single exon. The record is from RefSeq and is a predicted model, not a curated record. Lineage: Eukaryota; Oomycota; Peronosporomycetes; Peronosporales; Peronosporaceae. Bases 1 to 303 code for a protein of 100 amino acids.
AUGGUGCCUGCUCACUGCUGCAAGCGCGAGUUCCCGUCCGAGUACGUGCGCGAGGCGCUGGAUGCCUUUGAGUUCCAGACUUACGAGCGGUUCCUCAAGGACAAGCACUGGAGCACGCUCGACCUGCAGUCGGAUCGCGACUAUGCUCGUGUGGUGAGGGAGAACAGUGGUGUGCAGUGUCCUGGGUGCGGAGUUGGCGUGCAGAAGUCGGUUGGGUGCAACCGCAUGAUGUGCUUGAACCACCACGAGUUCUGCUUCCUGUGCGCCAAGAAGUGGAAAACGUGCAACUGCAGCUACUAUUGA